Marmota flaviventris (yellow-bellied marmot) is the source of this 3369-nucleotide messenger RNA. RefSeq names its product pumilio RNA binding family member 2 (gene Pum2). Gene Ontology annotation, biological process: miRNA processing; regulation of mRNA stability. The record is from RefSeq and is a predicted model, not a curated record. Gene Ontology annotation, molecular function: mRNA 3'-UTR binding. Gene Ontology annotation, cellular component: cytoplasm; cytosol. Lineage: Eukaryota; Metazoa; Chordata; Mammalia; Rodentia; Sciuridae.
CGGAGGAGGGGGAGGACGGCCAAGAGCGACGCCGCCGGUGCCCAACGGUCGGUGUUCCCGGCUGAGGCAGCGCGGCCGCAGCAGCCCUGUUUGAUCUGUGGAUGAAAUGAAUCAUGAUUUUCAAGCUCUUGCACUAGAAUCUCGGGGAAUGGGAGAGCUUUUGCCUACCAAAAAGUUUUGGGAACCUGAUGAUUCAACAAAAGAUGGACAAAAAGGCAUAUUUCUUGGGGAUGAUGAAUGGAGAGAGACUGCAUGGGGAACUUCUCAUCAUUCAAUGUCCCAGCCUAUUAUGGUACAGAGAAGAUCUGGACAGGGUUUUCAUGGAAACAGUGAAGUAAAUGCAAUAUUGUCUCCGCGAUCAGAAAGUGGAGGCCUUGGCGUGAGCAUGGUAGAAUAUGUACUAAGUUCUUCUCCUGCUGAUAAAUUGGAUUCUCGUUUCAGGAAAGGAACUUUUGGCACUAGAGAUGCUGAAACAGAUGGACCUGAGAAAGGAGAUCAAAAAGGCAAGGCUUCUCCAUUUGAGGAGGACCAAAACAGAGAUCUUAAACAAGGAGAUGAUGAUGAUUCUAAAAUAAAUGGCAGAGGUUUGCCAAAUGGAAUGGAUGCCGAUUGCAAAGAUUUUAAUCGUACUCCUGGAAGUCGUCAAGCCUCUCCAACUGAAGUAGUUGAGCGCCUCGGCCCCAAUACUAAUCCCCCAGAAGGAUUGGGUCCUCUUCCUAAUCCUACAGCUAAUAAGCCACUUGUUGAGGAAUUUUCAAAUCCUGAAACUCAGAAUCUGGAUGCCAUGGAACAAGUUGGUCUGGAUUCCUUACAGUUUGACUAUCCUGGUAACCAGGUACCCAUGGACUCUUCAGGAGCUACUGUAGGCCUCUUUGAGUACAAUUCCCAGCAGCAGCUCUUUCAGAGAACUAAUGCACUAACAGUUCAGCAGUUAACUGCAGCUCAACAGCAGCAAUAUGCAUUAGCAGCAGCUCAGCAGCCACAUAUAGCUGGUGUGUUCUCAGCAGGCCUUGCUCCAGCUGCAUUUGUGCCAAAUCCAUAUAUUAUUAGUGCUGCUCCUCCGGGGACCGAUCCAUAUACUGCAGCAGGAUUGGCUGCAGCAGCAACAUUAGCAGGUCCAGCCGUGGUUCCACCUCAGUAUUAUGGUGUUCCAUGGGGGGUGUAUCCAGCCAACUUAUUUCAGCAACAAGCUGCAGCUGCAGCAAACAAUACAGCCAAUCAGCAAGCAGCCUCACAAGCUCAGCCUGGACAGCAACAGGUUCUUCGUGCUGGAGCAGGCCAGCGUCCUCUUACUCCCAAUCAGGGUCAGCAAGGGCAGCAAGCAGAAUCACUUGCAGCAGCUGCAAAUCCAGCUUUGGCAUUUGGUCAGGGUCUUGCUACAGGCAUGCCAGGUUAUCAAGUACUAGCUCCAACUGCCUAUUAUGAUCAGACCGGUGCCUUAGUGGUUGGCCCUGGAGCAAGAACUGGCCUUGGAGCUCCAGUUCGAUUAAUGGCUCCAACACCUGUUUUAAUUAGUUCAGCAGCAGCACAGGCUGCAGCAGCAGCAGCAGCAGCUGGAGGAACUGCAAACAGUCUUACAGGCAGUACAAAUGGUCUGUUUCGGCCAAUUGGCACACAGCCACCUCAGCAGCAGCAGCAGCAGCAGCCAAGCACUAAUCUGCAGUCUAAUUCAUUUUACGGGAGCAGUUCUUUGACUAAUAGCUCCCAGAGCAGUUCUUUGUUUUCUCAUGGACCUGGUCAACCUGGAAGUACAUCUCUUGGAUUUGGAAGUGGUAGUUCUUUGGGUGCUGCUAUAGGCUCAGCUCUCAGUGGAUUUGGUUCAUCAGUUGGCAGUUCUGCAAGUAGUAGUGCCACAAGGAGAGAGUCUCUAUCUACUAGCUCUGACUUGUACAAAAGAUCUAGUAGCAGCCUAGCACCCAUAGGGCAACCAUUUUACAAUAGUCUGGGAUUUUCCUCCUCUCCAAGUCCAAUAGGCAUGCCUCUGCCAAGCCAAACUCCAGGACAUUCACUUACGCCACCGCCAUCACUUUCAUCACAUGGAUCCUCAUCCAGUUUGCAUUUAGGAGGUCUGACAAAUGGUAGUGGACGAUAUAUCUCUGCAGCACCUGGAGCAGAAGCAAAAUAUCGAAGUGCUUCAAGCACUUCCAGUCUAUUUAGCUCCAGCAGCCAGCUCUUUCCUCCUUCUCGGCUUCGGUAUAAUAGGUCUGAUAUUAUGCCUUCUGGCCGCAGUAGAUUAUUGGAAGAUUUCAGAAACAACCGCUUCCCAAACCUUCAACUUAGAGACUUGAUUGGACAUAUAGUUGAGUUUUCUCAAGACCAGCAUGGUUCUAGGUUCAUACAGCAGAAGUUAGAGAGAGCUACUCCAGCCGAGCGACAGAUGGUAUUUAAUGAAAUUUUACAAGCAGCCUAUCAAUUAAUGACAGAUGUUUUUGGCAACUAUGUUAUACAGAAAUUUUUUGAGUUUGGAAGUUUGGAUCAAAAACUAGCCUUGGCUACUCGAAUUCGUGGUCAUGUUCUGCCUUUAGCCUUACAGAUGUAUGGCUGCCGUGUUAUUCAAAAAGCAUUAGAGUCUAUUUCUUCUGACCAGCAGAGUGAAAUGGUAAAGGAGCUAGAUGGUCAUGUACUCAAAUGUGUGAAAGAUCAGAACGGAAACCACGUUGUACAAAAAUGUAUUGAAUGUGUUCAGCCACAGUCACUGCAGUUCAUCAUUGAUGCUUUCAAAGGACAAGUAUUUGUGCUUUCAACCCAUCCUUAUGGCUGCAGAGUAAUUCAACGUAUUCUAGAGCAUUGUACUGCAGAACAGACCUUACCCAUCUUGGAAGAACUUCACCAACAUACAGAGCAGUUAGUACAGGAUCAGUAUGGCAAUUAUGUUAUUCAGCAUGUACUAGAACAUGGUCGGCCUGAAGACAAGAGCAAAAUUGUUUCUGAAAUCAGAGGAAAGGUGUUAGCUCUGAGUCAACACAAAUUUGCCAGCAAUGUCGUAGAAAAGUGUGUUACUCACGCCUCCCGUGCUGAGAGAGCUUUACUGAUUGAUGAAGUUUGCUGCCAGAACGAUGGUCCUCACAGUGCCUUAUACACCAUGAUGAAGGAUCAGUAUGCCAAUUAUGUGGUUCAGAAGAUGAUUGACAUGGCUGAACCUGCUCAGAGAAAGAUAAUCAUGCACAAGAUUCGACCUCACAUUACUACUUUGCGCAAAUACACAUAUGGGAAGCAUAUACUGGCCAAGUUGGAAAAAUAUUAUUUGAAAAAUAGCCCAGAUCUAGGGCCUAUUGGAGGACCACCAAAUGGAAUGCUGUAAAAGGAAAAAAGAAAGAAGAUGAUUUAACUAUGUGAGAAGAAUAUUUCUUUUGUGAAUUAUCAAAACAC